ACAUUUUAUCGGGAUUCUUUAUCAUUUUCUUACCUUUUAUAGGAAAGAUGCUUGGAGCCAUUUCACAGAGAUAGAGAUGGACACAGCGAGAGAGAGAGACAUUGACUCAUUUGUGCCUUUAUCCUCAGGCUAACGUUGCGAGGUAAUAGUUCCGCUUUUCGUCUCACCUGGACGCUGUUUCUUAGCAAUGGAUUUUUAUGGACCUGAACUAGAAGAGAUCAAGGUUAAAGUUGGAGAUACUCUGAAGCUUAUCAAAUAUGAAAAAUAUUCGGCCCUUGAAAUGGAUAGUUUGAGGGAGGAAAUCCGUGAUUUAUUUAAUAUUCCUGUUGAUGCUGACUUUACCCUGACAUAUGCUGACCAUUUUGGUGAUGUGAUAACAAUUUCUGAUGAUCAUGAUCUGGAUAAGGCGGCUGCACAGGGCAGGAUCACUGUGCAACUGAGCAACAUUAACAAAGGUGUUAACUCCUAUGCUCCAUGUCCGAAUAUCAAAACCAGAGUCAUUGCUGAGGGUUUACAAUCUGUGCCACAACAGAUCUGUGAAGCACUUAAACUACAUGAAACACUUUUAAAGAUUCCGGAGGAUAUAGUUUCUAAAGCUGCCACUGGUCCAGUUCUUGUUGAGCUUGUUGAUUUUAUAUCAAAGAUGACACAAUCCUACCUCAAUCUGGAUUCGCAAACUACUCAAUCUCGUGCAGACUCAACUACACAGAAUAAAAAAAAUAAAAAUAAAAAUAAAAAUAAAAAAACUACACAAAAUGUGGCUGAUGGUACAAAACUUCGAAUGCCUUAUGGAUUCGCGAAUGACAAUUAGGGGCUUGAAUAGAAUGCAUGAUAAUGAAAUGGACGAGAGGCUGCUGAUGAAAAACGAAGUACUUAUUGAGCAUGCUGCAAUGGAUCUCAUAGUGGUAACGGGAAGAAGGCUUAAGUUGAAGACUCUUUACCAUAUAAUAUAUUAUUAAUGGAAUGAUUUGUUUUUUCUCGAUGGCAACUUGAUUGCGGUGUGUCGCGAAAAUAUAUAUAUAUAUACACACACACACACGUAUGUGUGUGUAAAACAUGGCAUGAUGAAAUGUAUGAUUUAUUACUCUUUUAGAUAAUUGUCUUUAAAGUUUUUACAUUAACAAUAUUCAUGACUUAUAUUCUUACU
This is a messenger RNA of Carya illinoinensis, 1147 nucleotides long. RefSeq names its product protein NBR1 homolog. The record is from RefSeq and is a predicted model, not a curated record. NCBI's taxonomy places the organism in Eukaryota, Viridiplantae, Streptophyta, Magnoliopsida, Fagales, Juglandaceae. The transcript is spliced from 4 exons. Gene Ontology annotation, molecular function: protein binding. Bases 188 to 811 code for a protein of 207 amino acids.